AUGUCCGCUGACUUCUGGGCCGGCUACGUAUCAGGAGCCGCCGGCAUAAUAAUCGGCAACCCUCUGGACAUAGUAAAAGUAAACCUCCAGCGAGGAGACCGAGGCCCACCUCUCGUCCCACCAGCCACAACAGCACCGAUCCUAACCCCAGCAACCACCACGACGACAACGACAACAAAAGCAGCAACCUCCCUCCACACCCUUCUCCGCGGUACUGCAGCCCCAAUCCUCGGCUAUGGUGCCCUGAACGCCCUGAUGUUCAUAACAUACAACCGCUGCAUGCUUUCCCUUUCUGAAGAUCCCUCAUCGCCUACUUCUCUCUCAAAAACCUUUGUCGCAGGUGCUCUAGGCGGUCUAGCUACUUUUCUGGUUUCUGCACCUACAGAGUUGAUAAAAUGCAGAGCCCAGGUUAGUAGCGUCGAAACCAGUUCCUGGGCAAUUGCGACCGAGUUGUGGAGGGAGAGGGGCUUGAGGGGUUUGUAUUGGGGUGGUGCUGUCACGAGUCUGAGGGAUAGUGUUGGUUAUGGCUUCUAUUUCUGGUCUUAUGAGCUAAGCAAAAGAGCCUUGAUAUCCGAGAGAUCCGGUACGGAUAAGCCAGAGUGGAUGACCAUCCUGCUCUGUGGUGGUAUCGCCGGUGUGGUGACUUGGGCCUCCGUGUUCCCCUUAGAUGUCAUAAAGACCAGGGUGCAAACUCAAGGCAUUUCAAGAUCACCAGCCAGCAUACUCUCGGGAGAGCAAUCUGAACUGCUUCCAUCUCAAAGCUCAGGAAGGUUGAGUACCAUACAGAUUACAAGACAGGCGUAUCGAGAGGAAGGUCUAUCCGUCUUCUUUCGCGGACUCGGUGUUUGCAGUUUCAGAGCCUUCUUUGUCAACGCUGUACAAUGGGCUGUGUAUGAAUGGAUGAUGCACAUCUUACUUUCCUCAAAGGCCGGAUUAACUACAAACAGUUUAGACCACACCACACUAUAG
Molecule: messenger RNA, 969 nt
Organism: Aureobasidium namibiae CBS 147.97
Lineage: Eukaryota; Fungi; Ascomycota; Dothideomycetes; Dothideales; Saccotheciaceae
Product: mitochondrial carrier
Exons: 3
Coding region: 1-969 (322 amino acids)
Biological process (GO): transport
Molecular function (GO): transmembrane transporter activity
Source: RefSeq, a predicted model, not a curated record